CGUGUGGCGAUAAUCGCCCGUUUGGUUUCCAGCCAAGGAAAGCAUCCGGGAAAUGAAGAAAGAACUCGAUUUGCUCUUGCAAAUGGCUGAGAAAGCGUUCAUGGUGGAACUGCUGAAGAUGCCGACUGCCAUCAGAAAGAUGAAAAGGAAGGACUUGCUUAAUUUGCAAGAAGGGGAGGAAGUGGCCCUUGCUGCUGCAGCGACAGACUGUACCCUAGAAGAUGUACCAAACCCAAAAGUGACAAGGACCAACAGCAAAAAAGUUAAGGUAACAACAAUUGUUGAAUAUGAAGAUGCCAAGUAUACAUCUGCAAAGAAAAUACCUAAAAAAGUAUCCAAAUCAAAGUCACUGGUUUCAUUGAGCUCUGGUUUAAAUAGCAAACUGCACAGUCUUUCUAGGUCUGUUUACUCUUCCACAAGCAUAAAUGAGGCCGUUAAGACUCUUGCCUCUGACUGCAAUGCCACAAAUUUCAAAGCCACGCCAAAAGUAUCAAAAGGUGCUGGACUACAACAAGCUGGCUCAAGAACUUUGCCUACCAGUGAAAGAGUUCAAGGCAUGAUACUGAGAAGUAAAUCAGUACCCCAAGAUAAAAUGGUUCCAUUUGUAAACAUUCCCUUGGCUGAUGGACAGACACUCCGUAUGGCUGGUGGAGACCUCCGUAACUUUGAUGUUCAACUACUAAAUCAAGAUACAGUACAGCACAUUCAUAACCUAGUGAGUGAGCUGACAGUAUUAUGUGGAAAGGCUACUGCUAAGUCAAGUUAAGGGAACUGCCUUGUGAUGACAGAAUAUUCAUGACUGCUCUUACUUUCCUCCUCUAAAGUGUUCAGAGAAUAUCUACGAUGUCUUAAUAAAGCUUGUACUACUGAAUAAAUAUUUUUACAUAAAAGCA
Molecule: messenger RNA, 893 nt
Organism: Meleagris gallopavo (turkey)
Lineage: Eukaryota; Metazoa; Chordata; Aves; Galliformes; Phasianidae
Source: RefSeq, a predicted model, not a curated record